UGUCUUGAUCUAACCAUCUAAAAAACAUCAAACAUCAAAAGAUCAAAUGAAAGAAAAAAAGGUGAAACAAAAUACAGAUAAGCCCAAAGAGCCAGGCACAUUCAAAUGCAUGUCACAUUUGAAAAACAAACAGUAAACAUCACAUAGAAAGAUUUACGAGCAAAUACAAAAGGCAUCAAACACAUAAAGCUGCAACUAAGGCUCCAUAUGAAAGAUAUGUUAAAAUCAAACGUCUGUCUCGUGGACAUGAAACGGACAAUGAUAUUGAAUAUAAAUCAAAAACAUAAUGUAUUUGAUGACGAAUGCCACAUGAAACUUCUUGAAUAAAAGUGGGCUAACAAAGGCCCGCCUCCAUCUGGAAUGUGCUAAAUAUUGCCCGUCAACCUCCGGCUGCUCCCAACACAAACCCAAACAGUCGUGUGUUAUCAGCUCGGCUCUCCAGACAGCCAAUGCCAGAAUUUCAACGAUGGCCUAACAGUCGUAAUCUUCCCUGAUCCCAGAAAAUGAGGCCCGCCGUGUCGGGACCGUAAGCCCCCCUAAGCUGCCGUCCUUAGCAUUCAUUGCUUUUUAAUGGGCAGUCUGAAGGAUCACAAUUGAAACCGUUUAAAAGUGACACAAUACAUCUAUACAUAGAAGGUUUCAAAUACAAAAUGGGCAUACUGGACUUUUCCAAGGUGGCGUGGAAGCCAUCUCCAAAUAUAGGAGGAGAAGCAGGGACGAGAAAGGGCCGACCGACGCUUAUAAAAAGCUGUCAACGUCUCGUUAGGGUGAGGGAUGUCUGUGGUGUACUGUCGGAACAAUUAGAGUGGGUAGAGUGGGGAGGCUAAUUCAAAGGCUCUGAAACACUUGUUGAACCUUGUGGGAUACAAGCAUCGCAAAGGUUUCUUCUUUGGUCUGCACCACUCAGGUAAGUUUAGUGCGACCAAUUCUUUUGUACCCUGACCAAUUAUCUGUUUAUUAAGUUUUCACUACAUUCCCUCGCCGCAGCCGGACAGAAUGAGUGAUGCUGAGAUGCAAAUAUUUGGGGUGGCGGCGGCGUACCUCAGAAAACCAGAACGCGAGAGGAUCGCAGCUCAGAACAUGCCGUUUGACGCUAAGACAGCCGUCUUUGUGCCUGACCCGAAAAAGGAGUACGUGAAGGGAAAAAUCAAAAGUCAGGAUGGUUCUGACGUCACUGUGGAGAUUCAAGAUGGAAAGGUGGUCACGGUGCACCUGGACGACAUUCGGCCCAUGAACCCUCCGAAAUUUGACAAGAUCGAGGACUUGGCCCUGCUGACUCAUCUCCACGAACCGGCCGUGCUGUUUAACCUCAAGGAGCGCUACGCUGCCUGGAUGAUCUACACUUAUUCUGGACUCUUCUGUGUGACGGUGAACCCCUACAAGUGGCUCCCAGUCUACAACCCCGAGGUGGUGGCCGGCUACCAUGGGAAGAAACGCCAGGAGGCCCCGCCACACAUUUUCUCCAUCUCUGACAACGCUUACCAGUACAUGCUCAAAGAUCGAGAGAACCAGUCCAUCCUGAUCACUGGAGAAUCUGGUGCCGGGAAGACGGUCAACACAAAACGCGUCAUCCAGUAUUUUGCAACAAUUGCAUCAUUUGGAGAAUCAAGCAAGAAGGAGCAAGUUGCCGGCAAAAUGAAGGGGACUCUGGAGGAUCAAAUCAUCCAGGCGAACCCUCUGCUGGAAGCUUUCGGGAAUGCCAAGACUGUGAGAAAUGACAACUCCUCACGAUUUGGAAAGUUCAUUCGCAUCCACUUUGGAACAAAGGGGAAACUGGCAUCAGCCGACAUUGAAACUUACCUUUUGGAAAAAUCCAGGGUGACGUUUCAGCUUCUGGCAGAGAGAAGUUAUCACAUCUUCUAUCAGAUCAUGUCAAACAAGAAGCCUGAAUUAAUUGACAUGCUGCUGAUAACCACCGAUCCAUACGACUUUCCAUUCAUCAGCCAGGGUGAAAUCACUGUGCAGAGCAUCAAUGACCCCGAGGAGCUGAUGGCCACUGAUAGAGCCAUCGACAUCUUGGGCUUUAACAUGGAGGAAAAGUUAGGAAUCUAUAAACUGACCGGCGCCGUGAUGCACAACGGGAACAUGAAGUUCAAGCAGAAGCAGCGAGAGGAGCAGGCUGAGCCCGAUGGCACUGAGGUGGCGGAUAAGGUUGCCUACCUCAUGGGUCUGAACUCUGCUGAUUUGCUGAAAGCGCUGUGUUACCCUCGAGUCAAGGUCGGGAAUGAGUAUGUGACCAAGGGGCAGACUCCGCAGCAGGUGAACAAUGCCAUGGGAGCUCUGUCUAAGGCCGUGUAUGAGAAACUCUUUCUGUGGAUGGUCACAAGGAUCAACCAGCAGCUGGACACCAAACUACCAAGACAGCAUUUCAUUGGCGUCCUGGACAUCGCAGGGUUCGAGAUAUUCGAGAUGAACAGUCUGGAGCAGCUGUGCAUCAACUUCACCAACGAGAAGCUGCAACAGUUUUUCAACCACCACAUGUUUGUGCUGGAACAAGAGGAAUACAAAAAGGAAGGGAUCGCGUGGGAGUUCAUUGACUUUGCCAUGGACCUGGCAGCCUGUAUUGAGCUCAUUGAGAAGCCGAUGGGGAUUUUCUCUAUUCUUGAAGAGGAGUGCAUGUUUCCAAAGGCGACAGACAGCUCCUUCAAGAACAAGCUGUACGACCAACACCUGGGGAAGAACAGCAUCCUGCAGAAGCCCAGGCCCUCCAAAGGAAAGGCAGAGGCCCAUUUCUCACUGAUGCACUACGCCGGCACUGUAGACUACAACAUGAGCGGCUGGCUGGAGAAAAACAAAGACCCACUCAAUGACACCGUGGUGCAGCUUUACCAAAAGGCUUCCCUCAAACUGCUCUCACAGCUUUUUGCCACAUAUUCAUCUGCUGACGGUCAAGUUGCUGCCGAUGGAACUAAGAAAAGUUUCAAGAAAAAGGGUUCUUCUUUCCAGACAAUGUCUGCUCUGUUCAGGGAAAAUCUGAACAAACUGAUGGCCAACCUCAGGUCGACUCACCCACACUUUGUAAGAUGCAUCAUCCCAAAUGAGACCAAGAUACCAGGGUCGAUGGAUCACCACUUGGUCCUGCACCAGCUGCGGUGUAACGGCGUGCUGGAAGGUAUCCGCAUCUGCAGGAAGGGAUUCCCCAGCAGGAUCCUCUAUGGAGAUUUCAGGCAGAGAUACAGGAUCCUGAACGCCAGCGCCAUCCCUGAGGGUCAGUUCAUGGACAGCAAGAAGGCGUCAGAGAAACUGCUCUCUUCCAUUGACGUGGACCACGCCCAGUACAGAUUUGGAUACACAAAGGUGUUUUUCAAAGCCGGCCUUCUGGGUCUUCUGGAGGAGAUGAGGGACGAACGUCUGGCUGUUCUGAUGACUCGGAUCCAGGCCGUGUCCAGAGGUUACGUCACCAGGCUGCGGCUCAAGGAGAUGAUGAAGAAAAGAGAGUCCAUUUUCAUCAUCCAGUACAACAUCCGCUCAUUCAUGAAUGUGAAGAACUGGCCUUGGAUGAGACUCUUCUUCAAGAUAAAGCCGCUGCUUCGAUGUGCCGAGGCGGAGAAGGAGAUGCAGAUCAUGAAAGAGGAGUGUGCACGACUCAAAGAGGAACUUGUAAAGUCCGAGGCCAGGAGGAAGGAGCUGGAGGAGAAGAUGGUCAUGCUCGUCCAGGAGAAAAAUGACCUUUACUUUCAAAUCCAGGCCGAGAGGGACAACCUGUGUGAUGCUGAGGAGCGGUGUGAAGGCUUGAUAAAGAGCAAGAUCCACCUGGAGGCCAAAGCAAAGGAGUUCUCCGAGAGGAUGGAGGAGGAGGAGGAGAUCAACGCCGAAAUCACUUCAAAGAAGAGGAAGCUGGAGGACGAGUGCUUGGAGCUCAAAAGAGACAUAGACGACCUGGAACUCACCAUCGCCAAAGUGGAGAAGGAGAAGUACGCCACCGAAAACAAGGUGAAGAAUUUGGUGGAGGAGUUGACCACGCUGGAGGAAAACCUCUUGAAAUCAUCAAAAGAGAUGAAAGCUCUGCAGGAGGUGCAUCAGCAGACGCUGGACGACCUCCAGGCUGAGGAGGACAAAGCAAACACUCUGGUGAAGACAAAGAUCAAGCUGGAGCAGCAGGUCGAUGAUCUGGAGGGCUCUCUGGAGCAGGAAAAGAAGCUGCGUGCGGAAUUGGAGAGAUGCAAAAGAAAGCUGGAGGGAGAUCUGAAGCUGUCCCAGGAAACCAUCAUGGACCUGGAGAACGACCGACAGGAGAUGGAAGAGAGGCUGAAAAAAAAAGACUUUGAAAACUGCAGCUUGCAGUGCAAAAUUGAUGAUGAGCAAGCCCUCAGCACUCAGCUACAAAAGAAGAUUAAAGAGCUUCAGGCUCGCACUGAGGAACUGGAAGAGGAAAUUGAGGCCGAGCGCUCGACCCGGGCCAAAGUGGAGAAGCAGAGGUCGGAACUGUCCAGAGAGCUGGAGGAGAUCAUUGAGCGGCUGGAGGAGGCCGGAGGAGCCACCGCCGCCCAGGCCGAGCUGAACAAGAAGCGCGACUCCGAGUUUCACAGACUGCGUCGUGACCUGGAGGAGUCCACCCUGCAGCACGAGUCCAUCGCUGCAACUUUGCGCAAGAAGCAGGCGGACAGCGUGGCCGAGCUCAGCGACCAGAUAGACAACCUGCAGAGAGUCAAGCAGAAACUGGAGAAGGAGAAAAGUGAGCUGAAGAUGGAGAUCGAUGACAUGGCGAGCAACGUGGAGACUGUUCUGAGAAACAAGGCUAACCUGGAGAAACUGUGCAGGGGCUUUGAAGACCAAAUGAAUGAACACAAGACCAGAGCAGAUGAAGCCCAGAGAUCUCUGAGUGACUUCACCACGCUCAGUGCUCGUCUACAAACUGAAAACGGUGAUCUCACACAUCUGCUGGAAGAGAAAGAGACGACUCUGUUGCAGCUGAGCAGAGUGAAAACUGUGGGGAGUCAACAAAUCGAAGAGUUAAAGAGACUUUUGGACGAAGAAAUUAAGGCAAAAAAUGCCUUGGCUCACAGUUUGCAUUCCUACCGUCACGACUGCGAGCUGCUGAGAGAGCAGUACGAGGAAGAACAGGAGGCGAAAGCUGAGCUGCAGCGCUACCUGUCCAAGGCCAACAGCGACGUGGCCCAGUGGAGAACCAAAUACGAGACAGACGCCAUCCAACGCACAGAAGAGCUGGAGGAGGCAAAGAAGAAGUUGGCCCAGCGGCUGCAGGAGUCUGAGGAGAUGACUGAGGUAGCAAAUGUCAAAUGCACAUCACUGGACAAAACGAAGCUGCGUCUCCAGGCCGAGGUCGAGGAUCUCAUGGUCGAGAUCGAAAGGUCAAACGCAGCCAACAUCACUUUGGACAAGAAACAGAGGAGCUUUGACAAGGUUCUGGCUGAAUGGAAACAGAAAUAUGAGGAGAGUCAGUCCGAUCUGGAAGUUUCCCAGAGAGAGUCAAGAGUCCUGAGCACAGAACUCUUCAAGCUGAAAAACUCAUAUGACGAAGCUCUGGAUCACCUGGAAACCAUUAAAAGAGAGAAUAAAAACCUUCAGCAGGAGAUAACAGAUAUGAUAGAGCAAGUUGGACAAUCUGCGAAAACUGUCCAUGAGCUGGAGAAAGUGGCAAAACAAGCUGAACAGGAGAAGAGAGACACCCAAGCAGCUCUGGAGGAAGUUGAGUCUUCCCUGGAGCACGAAGAGGCAAAAAUCCUUCAUCUUCAACUGGAGCUGAACCAGAUCAAGUCAGAAGUGGCCAGAAAGGUGGCGGAGAAGGAGGAAGAAAUCGACCAGCUCAAGAAGAAUCACCAGAGGACCGUGGACACUCUGCAGAGCACGCUGGACGCCGAGACGCGCAGCAGGAACGAUGCCAUCCGCGUGAAGAAGAAGAUAGAGGCAGAUCUGAAUGAGAUGGAGAUCCAGCUGGGUCACGCCAACCGACAGGCGGCCGAGGCCACCAAACAACUGAGGAACCUGCAGACUCAGCUGAAGGACACCCAGGUCCACCUGGACGAAGCCCUCCACUGUCAGGAGGACCUAAAGGAGCAACUUGCGAUUGUAGAGCGACGCAACAAUCUGGUGAUGGCAGAGAACGAGGAGAUCCGGGCGGCGCUGGAGCAAUCUGAGAGAUGUCGCAAGCUGGCGGAGCAGGAACUGAUCGACACCAGUGAGAGGAUUCAGCUGCUGAACUCACAGACCACCAGCCUCCUAAAUGCUAAAAAGAAGAUGGAGUCUGAUUUAGCUCAGCUGCAGUCAGAGAUGGAGGACACUGUCCAGGAGGCGAGGAAUGCAGAUGAGAAGGCCAACAAAGCCAUCACGGACGCUGCUAUGAUGGCGGAGGAGCUGAAGAAAGAGCAGGACACCAGCGCUCAUCUGGAAAGGAUGAAGAGGAACCUGGAGGUGACAGUGAAAGACCUGCAGCAGCGGCUGGAUGAAGCCGAGCAGUUGGCUCUGAAGGGAGGGAAGAAGGAGCUCCAGAAACUUGAAAACAGGGUCCGUGAGCUGGAAAAUGAGCUGGAGGCAGAACAGAAACGCAGCAACGAGGCCACGAAAGGUUUGCGGAAAUAUGAGAGAAAAAUCAAAGAGCUCACUUAUCAGGGUGAAGAGGAAAAGAAGAACGUGACAAGACUCCAGGAUUUGGUCAACAAUCUGCAGCUGAAAGUGAAAGUUUAUAAGAGGCAGUGUGAGGAGGGGGAGGAACAAACCAGCGUCCACUUGGCCAAAUUUCGGAAGGUGCAACACGACCUGGGGGAGGCCGAGGAGCGAGCUGACACUGCCGAAUCUCAGCUGAACAAGUUGCGUGUCAAGCACCGUGACAUGGCUGGUAAAGGGGAGAAGAAAAAUGUUUAGACUUCUUUUCUAGAAAUGUUUUGGUUUUUCUUAACUUCUAUUAGAUCUCAACUUUUACAGGAACAUUUAACUGAAACCUAACUUUAGGAGAGAACAGACAAAAACAAUUAACACAAAAACCAACACACCAAAAUCCCACUAAACUAUGUAUGUGUAUAUAUAUAUAAGGUUGCACAGAACGUAAAAUGAAGAUGAAUGCAUUAAGCUAUUAAACAAGUGUCUAACACACUCAACUGAAGAUGAGAAUCUGCUCAUUAACACUGCAGCCACUCACCAAUUAUUCAAAUGUAAAAACUACAUUAGCCUCAAUUCACAUCUGCAGCUGAAAACCAAGACAUGAGAUAAAAUCCUUAAAAAACACAGCAGGACUAAAACAGUAAAAGAGCCGCCUGCAGGUUAAAAUGGACAUCGUGAAAAUCCGCCUUUAACCCCCUGUCAGCGGGGCAGUUAUCAGCAGCAGCUGGUAUGUUGAUGACAUUUGUAGAAAUCCCUGUGAAGCAGGGUUAGAGUUACCGCGGUGAACAUGUGACUUUCAGCGGGAGAGGAUUACAUACGAGUGCUGAAGGUAACCCCCGAGAAAGGAGGUCAGAACAAAGAGGAGGAAGAGAACUCAAGGAGCUGACAAGUUGUUGUCUAACACGCUGGGACAACAACGUUCACUCAUUCAUUUGUUCAUAAUAAUAAUAAUAACUUUAUUUAUAUAGCACAUUUCACAACAGCCAUUACAAAGGGCUUCACAGAGAGGACAAAUAAAUAUAACGGAUGUCCACAUGCAAAUAACGCUUUAUGUCACUUAAACGGACAUUUCUAUAAAUGCCCUCCAAAGUGCAGAUUUUCCAGUGUAUCCAUGUAUACAUGUAAAGCGGACCGUUUGGGAAACAAUGAUGUCACAGUUUGUGAUGUCACAAUAACAUUGAAAAUCAAAGACAUCAAAAUAAUACAACUUCAUUUAAACUCAAUUCAACUCGAAGUAAUGGCAAAAAACUAUAAAAGAAACAAGUAAUAACUAAGGAAAAAUGUAAUCCUGGAAAACAGCAUAUCUAUUUUCUCAAAUAGACACAAAACGAACAUUUGAUUUGCACCGAUUGGUAAAAAGAAUAUGAUCAGCACAUAUGAGGCCAUUUCCCAUCAUCUGAUUAUAAGCAUUUAUUUAAUGUAAAAUCUCCUUGUGUAAAAAACUAUAAACACACACUCUGCCUCACUGCUGGAAAUGAGAAGAUGCUGUGAUGAAUUUUCAAGAUGACAAGCUGCUGUUCACACUUGCUUCUGCCCAUUGCUCCGGCUAAUAUGAUAAGAGCUCAGGUUACAGGCGCUCUCGCUCGUAUUCUAAAAGUGGUCAUCAUAUGUUUCCUCUGGCUUUGAUGUUUGACCCUGCCUUAAGCAUAGAGCAGACAGGACGCUGUUAUGUAUUAACUUGUACAAAAUCCAAAAGAAUCAUUCUUUGAAUAACAAAACCAUUUCAGUUCAAAACCAGCAGAGAUAAAGUAAAUCAACACAAAUACUUUAUUUAUUCAAUUUGGUCUUCGUCCAGUAAUAUUGUUAAAAUCUUCUCUCUAAUGUCAACGUUAGUGUUUCUAUGCAUUAUUGUUUCUUCACCUGCCUGUUUAAUUGUAGGUGUGCCACAGGGCUUGAUUCUCGGUCCAUUUCUGCUCUCUUACAUUACUAGUCUUUUUGAUGUGUCUUGUUGUGCUGUCAAUACACCACCAUAUCUCUGAGUAGUCUCCAUGAGUAUAGCUUUUAAAAUAUAUUUUGCUUUGAAGUUGACCACAGCCACUGUGCUUCAACCAUCACGUCUCUUUCUGGCCAAAAAUGGUGAUUUCUGGACGCGAAGAAUGGAAUAAAUGGUCAGUUGAAAUUAAUUGUGGGAUAAUUCUGAGUAUAUUUGUGUUUUCUGUAUUACGUAUUUCAGUUUUUCUGUUAGGAAAUAUAUUCUGUUGGUAAUUUUGUGUUUUUUCUACAUUUAUUACAUGUAUGUUACAGGACGGUGUAUUCAUAUGAAAUUAUAGCAGAGAUUGUGAUGGUUCAGUAUAAACAACAUGACAGCAACUCAUUGUUACUCCGAGUGGACAUGAUUUGGUUUGUUCCUCCUGCGAGUGUCAUAGAGCCUGGGUAGCAAUGUAUGUGUCUGGUUGUAAAAGUUGUUGUUAAUGACAACUUUACAAUAAUGUCAUCCCUGCAAACAUGCAUUGAUUGUUAGAGUUUGAGAUUUAAAUUGUUUAUUGUUAAUUGUAAUUUUACCGACUGGAUGGCUGUUUGUGUGUUGCAAAAAUAAAAAC
Hippoglossus stenolepis (Pacific halibut) is the source of this 9098-nucleotide messenger RNA. RefSeq names its product myosin-4. Lineage: Eukaryota; Metazoa; Chordata; Actinopteri; Pleuronectiformes; Pleuronectidae. The transcript has 38 exons. Bases 997 to 6822 code for a protein of 1941 amino acids. The record is from RefSeq and is a predicted model, not a curated record. Gene Ontology annotation, molecular function: cytoskeletal motor activity; ATP binding; actin filament binding. Gene Ontology annotation, cellular component: myosin complex.